Messenger RNA from Clavispora lusitaniae ATCC 42720, 3333 nucleotides. RefSeq lists its product as uncharacterized. Lineage: Eukaryota; Fungi; Ascomycota; Pichiomycetes; Serinales; Metschnikowiaceae. The record is from RefSeq and is a predicted model, not a curated record.
AUGUUCCGCCCAAGGCAUUUCCCGCCCCACAUAUGGCGACGAAGUUAUUCUAGGCGGAGCCCAAUGGCCCUGCGGAAUCUUGGCUUGCGAUGCAACUCGACAGAAGUUGUUUUUCUAAGAGAUGUCCAUAGACUGGAGCAGGCGAGAAACCACGACGACAAAGGGCGGCAAGGAGACAACAUGAAAGGGCAGGUUGCAAAAGACGAGAAAAGCAGCCACCCUAUCGCAAAAGAUCUCUACAGAAUAGAGCACCGAGAUCGAUACAGAGAUGAACAUACGCGCCAGCAACAGAUUAGAAACGAGGGAACCAAGGGAAACGAGGAAAUACUCGGGGAAAAUGAAGAGAAAAUACUCGACCGAAAUACGCUCGACCGAAAAAACCACGAGAAGAAAUCAUGCCAGGGGGCGGAGAGGCAAGGUUUCGAAAAUGCAGCAGAAACAGAGGUCACAGAAAGUAUGGCUGCAGAAACAGGGGCAGAAACAGGGGCAGAAACAGGGGCAGAAACAGAGACACAAACAGAGGCAGAAAGUACGGCUGCCAGCGAGUUUCCUCGCUUCGAACUAGACCCAGAGGCGCUCGCCCUCGCAUUGUCGCUCACCUUCGCGCCCACACUCUGGGAGACGGCGACUGCAGCGCGCCCGCCCGCUGAAGGAUCGAUGGUCGAGUUCCGCGCCAACGGCGUCUUGUGUUUGGGCGCGGUGGUCGCUGCUCCGACCAAAAUGUUCGACGAGCGCGCCAACAAGUUGCGCGUGGCAACCGUCAAUGAGACUGUCGUGGACGUGGACAUGGGUGACGUGACGUUUGUGGCGCACCAGGUUGUCCGCCUAGCGAAGAUAGAUGCGAAUGCCCACUCAGAAUUGAACAUUCAGCUGACUCAAGGGCCAGUCCAAGAGUCGGGCCAAGCAUCGGUGCCGCACAAAGUGCACGCGACACAAAACCCGCGCGAGUCUGUGGGAAAUGGCUGCAAAUAUCGCCCGGUUUUCCCGCUCGUGCGCCUGUUCGCGGCCCUCGCCGACACCUUUCGCGCACGUGCGGCAUCGGCCUUGCGCGCCCACUACGCCGCUGUGGCCGCCCCGCACGCCGCUACCUGCACCAGCCUCGCGGUCGCCGCGGCGGCCGUCGAACCGGACCCGCGCUCGCUCCCAAGCUACUUCCACCAGGGCGCCUUGCUCUGGGCGGUGCAUUGCGCAAUGCGCGCCGACGCCGCUCGCUGGACCGUGGCGCUGCCUCCUUCAUCCAACAUCGUAUGGCGCCGCUGUCUGAACACGCUUCCGCCCGCACCAAUUUACUUGGCCAAUUCUGUGGCGACAAUGGACGCAGUCGCCGCCCUUUUGGCAGCACUGCCUGCCGAUUGCGAUGCGCUCGACUCUUUCCUCAGUGACCUUGAGGCGCGCCCUCACGACGCUGCCGCGCUGUUCAAUCUCUGGGAGGGCCGUCGCCAUCGCGCUGCGCUCACCGCCCUUCGCCACGCUGUGGUUUGCCCGCACCCGCGACUCAUGGACCGGCUCUCGAAGUUGCGUGUUUUGCGCAAAAACUCUGCUACUUGCUCGUCUCUUCAGCCCCGCCAUGUGUACGAUCUCCUCAGGCGCAUAGGCGUAUACAACUCGAGCACAGACAUUGUUUUGUCUGCUGGGCUUGCCGGCUUGCCUCGAGAACAGGCGUUGGCUGCAGCAAAGGAUUCUGACAUCGCGCCUGGACCCGUGGUGCGUUCCGGCUCUUCUGCCCCACCCGACCUUUUCUCGCACCUCCGUAGUGCCACCAUUCUGGAGGUGUACGCUGUGGAGGGGACACCAUUUGCGUUUUCGCUUGCGAAAAUCUCCCCUCGCCGCUACAAACUCAGUAUUCACGUCAGUGACGUGGCGGCACACGUUGAACCCGCAUCUGCCUUGUUCGAGCGGUGGACCCAGACUCUGGCAAAUUACUUUCGAGUGGGCGGCGGCCCGAGUCCACUUGGAGCCGUUGCAGAUAAUCUUUCACUUUCUGGACGUCCAGGUGAACGUCCUGCUAGUAGAUUUUUCCGCGUCGGCGAUGCUUCUUCGACAAACGUUCUGUCUGAGUCUACAUGUUUGACCAUCAGCCUUGACUACCACACGGAGAGGACUGACCCAUUGGCUGAUCUUUCGCUGUUUGUCAAUAUAAGCUUUGACCGCGUGGGGGAUGUCCGUGUUUUGUCACUCGCAGAGUUGGAGGAUCGGCUUCGUCCAGAAGAACAUCUGCUUGCAUUCCGCUUAUUUACUCGAGCGCACACGUCUACGUCAACAGCAGACAAGUUCGUCGCAAAUUUUGUGAAUAAUAUCUUGGAACGCUACCGUACGACCCGGAACCGUCGCUGCGCUGCUUUGGCGGAUCAGUCAAUGCUAGAGAAAGACAUAACUUUCGACGCGAACACCAACGAAACAGAGGACCAAAAGUUGGUAGAUGGAGCGGUAAUCCUGGCAAAUGGUGUAUUAACAGACAGAGAUAGAGGAAAUUGCACCAAGGAUACGCCUAAGGGCGUCCAUGUACGUUCUCUCGCUACUCCACGUGCUUCCCGAUUUGUACGCGAGCUUAAAAUCUUGGCUGGCUCCAUGGCAGGUACGUUUUGCUUGCGCGAGAGCAUCCCUGUCUUUGCCGAGGGCCAGGAGCUCAUGCUGACUCCUUCUGAUGAGGUGUAUAUCUCGCAUAACAACCGAUUAUUGCCCAACUUCGAGGCAAACUCGUACUACCAGACAAUCUUGGCUAGGGAUGCUGCUGGAAACGUGUCCCCAGCAGCUUACUUUGCUGGUAACAACUACUUGGCACCUCCCCGUUUGCACACUAAUGCAGACACCGUGCAUGUGCCGCUAGGUCUCAACUCUGGUUAUGUGGACGUUGAUGCUUCGUCAUCAAUAGCUGCAUACGUUAACCAACUUCAACUUCUUGCAUUUAUUCAUGCAUCCACUGUGGCCAAAACACCGCUAUUGACUCGUGUGGCAAUCUUUUCUGAACUUCGUGCUCGGGGGUACCCAUUGCACGGUCCACAUAUAUCCGAGGUAUUGGCCACUCACCUUCAAAGUAUGGAGGAUGCACGUCUUGGUGCCCAAUACAUAUCGGAGCUACGCAGUACUUUCUGGAAGUUACGAUAUGUGGAACAAACUCACGAAUCCUACCAAUGCAUCAUUACACGCGCAGGACCCGUGUCAAACGGCAGAAAACUCUGGCACGCCUUUUGUGAGCAAUUGGCGUUAGAAAUCACUGUUGAAUCGGAUCACAAUUUGGCCGUGGGCAGUGUCGUCACAACAAACGAUCUUGUACAUGUCAACGCCGUAAACGGUGAGUGCAUUGUGAAACUGGCCGACUCCCAUAAAUUUUAG